Molecule: messenger RNA, 1299 nt
Organism: Penicillium riverlandense
Lineage: Eukaryota; Fungi; Ascomycota; Eurotiomycetes; Eurotiales; Aspergillaceae
Exons: 1
Coding region: 1-1299 (432 amino acids)
Source: RefSeq, a predicted model, not a curated record
AUGGUGCUCGCACAGACAACUAGCCAAAAAGGCGGCCAUAUCUUUUUCAAUCAGCUCUUACACCAACUGAAGGAAGCUUCCAAAUCUGGUUCAUGGGCGCUUACCGAGAAUAUUGGAGGGGACAAAAGCACGUUGACCAAAGAUUCGCCAGGCUUGAAGAACAAGCGACACGUGUGGCUCAAUUGUGAGCGAAUUUUGGAGGAUAUUGAGAUCCGACAUGCGACUGCCCGACAGCAAGCUGGUUCUAUUUGGACUGAUCUGCGAAGCUUGACCUCUCGCAAAGCCACGUCUGUCUCACGACCAUUUGAACACAGGCCAGAUGUUACCUCGGACGCGUAUCUUAUUCCGGACCUGGACAAGAAGGGUCAACUCAGAGAGAUCAUUGCUCACUUCGCACGUGAUGGUCACAUCGUCGGUGUCGAAUUCCAACUAGCACAUGAAGGUUCAGGGCGCCUCUUCGGAAAUCGCAGCGACAUAGUUGAUCUGAUUUCCUUUAAUUCAAAUACGCCUAUCAUCGCAGUGAUGAUGUCUUUUGGCUCACUCCAGCGGAACCAAGACAAAUCUGCAAUGUUCGGCCUAGGAAUAGUGGUGGAAAAUCGCCCCUCGGAGCCCGCAUAUACCAUAGGCGCAUGGAAUGGCCCAGACGUGAUACAAAUUUUGCGCGCCGAGUCCGGCAUGGAAGUUAUAGGGAUCACGGGAGAGUUCAAUGUCAGUCCACCCAAAAGCUCUUGGUCGUUAUGGUGUCAUACUAAUCAUUCGAUACAGGCUGAAACAAUUACAACAUUUGGAAUCAUCACCGCAAACAAAACGCUCACACCGGUCAACCGCGUACAGCGAUCUGCCAUGGACCUUCAGACUAACACUCGAUGGGUCGGUCGUCAUCCGCCUCUAGACUGGCCCCUCGAGCAGUACUCGCUCUCGGCACGAGACGGCGAUCCAUCGUGCGUGGAUUUUGACAAUUUGGGUCUGGACCCUCCGGUGUUCGACGCGCCUGUAUACUUCCUCAACUUGUCCGAAAGGCGCGUAAAUUCCAUCGAAGCGUUUGGAACACCAGAUGCACCGGACCCUAGUGGUCGAGGAUUCAAGGGUUUCACUUUCACCUUCGCGGAUGGGUCAACGGAGACUGUGGGUCAAACGCCCCCUGACAUGAAAGCCAGCGUCAUCAAAAUGCAAGAGAACGAGAAAAUCACAGACCUGAAGCUCCACUUUGCCCUCCUGGUCGACAUGUUGCAUAGUCCGACCAAGUUAUGUGGUGUCCAAGUAAGUAGCUUCACUGCAGCAGUUACCCCCUUGACUUGA